GCCUCAUCUGCAACCCAGCUCGCCUCAACUCGACCCGCGUGGCACCGGUUUUCUUCUUCUAUACCUGGGUGUUCGCUGAAGCGACACCAACCGGGAACCGACAUCAUCGGUCGCACUCAUUGGCCGCCCUGCCAGGCUUGUCGCGCGCACCCAGACACGCGGCAUCGCUCCGCUGUGCAUCUGCACUCAUCCUGGGAGCCUUCGUCUCUGUCUGACCCGCGCGCCGACCAAGAGCCGUACUCUGCGCGUCGCCGGCUGUUGGUUGCAUCUUGGGCUGGGGGCGGCGUGCUGUGCUGCUGGCUUGGGCUGCAUUCCAGGGCAUCACUAUCGCAGGCCGUGCACAAGUUAGAAGACGAUUACAUACCAUGGAGGACCUUCCAGAUGCCGAAGUCCCGCAUACAGACCCUGUGCCGCCCCGUUUCCACACGGGCCGGCUGCCCAACAGCAAGGCUGGCGAUGGAAAGCCGCGGUUGUUGCUCAUGGGCCAGCGAAGAAGCGGCAAGUCGUCGAUAUCCAGCGUAGUCUUCCACAAGCUGCCGCCUAGCGAGACGCUGUAUCUCGAGACGACCACCCGAAUCAAGAAGGAAUCCAUGCACUCGUUUAUGGACUUCCAAGUGUGGGAUUUCCCCGGCCAUCUCGACUACUUUGACCCGGCUUUCGAUGUGGACAACAUCUUUGAAGAGAUCGGAGCGCUCAUCUGGGUUAUCGAUGCUCAAGAUGAGUAUCUCGAAGCCAUCAUGCGUCUCAACACAACUAUACUCAACCUGCAGCACUCCUAUCCCAACAUCAACGUGGAAGUCUUUGUGCACAAGGUCGAUGGUCUUUCAGAAGAUUAUAAGGGCGAUACGUUCCGCGACAUCAUCCAGCGCGUUCAAGACGAACUCUCAGAUCACGGCUACGAGAACGCGCCAGUUUCCUUCUACCAGACCAGCAUCUACGACCACUCUAUCUUCGAAGCUUUUUCUAAAGUAAUUCAAAAGCUGAUCCCACAGCUCCCUACCCUCGAGGCGCUGCUCAACAGCCUGUGCAGCACGUGCCACAUCGAGAAGGCAUACUUAUUCGAUAUCAUGAGCAAGAUUUACAUCGCCACAGACACAAGCCCAACGGACAUCGGAAGCUACGAAAUAUGCUCCGACUACAUCGACGUCGUCAUAGAUGUUAGUGAGAUCUAUGGUUGGCCGCGCGGUGAGCAAAACGGCGAUGACGAAAGCCUCACAGAGACGGGCAAUAACGACGCCGAGAGUCUCAUCACAAUGGAGCGAAAGGGCAACAACUAUCUCUACCUGAGGGAGAUAAACAAAUAUCUCGCCCUGAUUUGCCUCAUGGGCGAUGACAGCCCUGCAGAGAAGAAGGCUGUUAUUGACUACAACGUGGGCGUGUUUCAGGCUGCGCUCAAACAGGUCUUUCCUCGCGCUGAGAGGGACGCCGUCGAUGCGCCAGCGACCUGAGCUAACUGUCCGCCUAUUCGCUGAAGCGCAUAGCACCUCUAAGUAGAUUGCAAAGUGUUGUCACGCAAUCGCUUGAAGGUAUGCUCUAUUUAAGGGUGAUCGUCACUUGUACGCGCAAGUGCUUCGGCCUAUUCAAGGGCAACAAAAGCGAAAACACAUUUGUAUCAUGAAAAGGCACUACGAGGUGGUAGUGAGCUGAAGGAUCAAAUCGAGCUGCUGAAGUAUGCUCGACAAAGAACCAAAUAUACUGUUUCUAUAAUCUCAAUUGCACUGCAAGGUCCUCACUUUGGG
This is a messenger RNA of Paraphaeosphaeria sporulosa, 1739 nucleotides long. RefSeq names its product ras-related GTP-binding protein-like protein C. The record is from RefSeq and is a predicted model, not a curated record. Gene Ontology annotation, cellular component: fungal-type vacuole membrane; Gtr1-Gtr2 GTPase complex; nucleus. Gene Ontology annotation, biological process: cellular response to amino acid stimulus; positive regulation of TOR signaling; cellular response to starvation. Gene Ontology annotation, molecular function: GTP binding; GTPase activity. The coding region runs from base 366 to 1448 and encodes 360 amino acids. Lineage: Eukaryota; Fungi; Ascomycota; Dothideomycetes; Pleosporales; Didymosphaeriaceae. The transcript is spliced from 5 exons.